ACAAGAUGAGGAUCUAUUGUUGUACCUCACAUAGAUCACCAGGGGAUGUGUGUGUAGCCAUAGUGUAGGAGACACCGCAUGUGUAGAAGACGUCAACCUGUCGCAAUGAUGGCAACUCUGUUUGUAUUAAUAUGUCUAGCCAUCACCGCUGUCACAGUGGUGUCCUGUUCAACUUUCAAUGUGGCCCUCUAUAAACCAGCCAGUCAGAGUUCUCUGUUCAACAAUGCGUCGACAGCAGAUAAGGCCGUAGACGGUAACUAUGACCCCCUCUUCGGCAACUCAUGCGCAUCUACACUGCACUUUGAUCGGAUGCCAUGGUGGAGGGUAGACCUUGGCCGAAGCUAUCAUGUGACCUCUGUUGGAAUCACGAACAGAAAUUAUGUUGGUGACCGUCUACAUGACCUCACUGUUACAGUGAUGGAGGAGACGAGUGCCACACCCACUGUUUGCGGAGAGUACCCUGGAGCUGUUCCCGAUGGCGCCAAUAUUACCGUGACUUGUUAUAAUCUCACUUGGGGACGUUACGUUACAGUGAGCAAGCCAUCGACGCAUGAGAAUGACAUUCUCACCUUGUGUGAAGUGGAAGUCAUGGCAGUUGACAGAUCACGAAUGACCUUGCAACGUCUAGUUGGAAAGCAGAGCAGCCAGGGAAGCAGCAUUGUGUCCAUGGAAACCACACUACCUGACUGUGCACAUGUCUGCAAGCAUUCGGAUGGAUGUGUUGGUGUGAACUACAGACCACAGUCUUCCCAGUGUCAACUACUUACGUCCACCGUUCACACUGAUGCCCCUGUCAACCACAGUUGGAGGCUGUACGUCAUUAUGCUGUGAUCUGUAACUGUAGACUCUCACUGAUAUCAGCAGCAACCACAGAUGACGACUGUGUGUCACGUUACCCCGAUCUGUAACUGUAGACUCGCACUGAUGUCACCAGCAACCACAGAUGAAGACUGUGUGUCACGUUACUCCGAUCUGUAACUGUAAACUCUCAUUGAUGUCACCAGCAACCACAGAUGACGACUGUGUGUCACUUUACCCCGAUCUGUAACUGUAAACUCUCAUUGAUGUCACCAGCAACCACAGAUGACGACUGUGUGUCACGUUACUCCGAUCUGUAACUGUAGACACGCACUGAUGUCACCAGCAACCACAGAUGAAGACUGUGUGUCACGUUACUUCGAUCUGUAACUGUAAACUCUCAUUGAUGUCACCAGCAACCACAGAUGAAGACUGUGUGUCACGUUACUCCGAUCUGUAACUGUAAACUCUCAUUGAUGUCACCAGCAACCACAGAUGAAGACUGUGUAUCACUUUACCCCGAUCUGUAACUGUAGACUCUCAUUGAUGUCACCAGCCCCCACAGAUGACGACUGUGUGUCACUUUAACCCGAUCUGUAACUGUAGACUCUCACUGAUGUCACCAGCAACCACAGAUGAAGACUGUGUGUCACUUUAACCCGAUCUGUAACUGUAGACUUGCACUGAUGUCACCAGCAACCACAGAUGAAGACUGUGUGUCACUUUACUCCGAUCUGUAACUGUAAACUCUCAUUGAUGUCACCAGCAACCACAGAUGAAGACUGUGUGUCACUUUACCCCGAUCUGUAACUGUAAUCUCUCAUUGAUGUCACCAGCAACCACAGAUGAAGACUGUGUAUCACUUUACCCCGAUCUGUAACUGUAGACUCUCACUGAUGUCACCAGCAACCACAGAUGAAGACUGUGUGUCACUUUAACCCGAUCUGUAACUGUAGACUUGCACUGAUGUCACCAGCAACCACAGAUGAAGACUGUGUGUCACGUUACUCCGAUCUGUAACUGUAAACUCUCAUUGAUGUCACCAGCAACCACAGAUGAAGACUGUGUGUCACGUUACUCCGAUCUGUAACUGUAAACUCUCAUUGAUGUCACCAGGUACCACAGAUGACGACUGUGUGUCACUUUACCCCGACCUGUUACUUACAGUAACUGUAGACUCUCACUGAUGUCACCAGCAACCACAGAUGAAGACUGCAUGUUUCUUUAUCAGUUGAAGAUUAAUGCUUUUGCCAUAAUCCUAAUAUCAUUAUAACCAUAUCGCUACAGCUCAUAUGUCAAUAAUAAGUCUUGUUUUUAUAUAUAUGUCUCUACAUAUAACUUACUCAGUGGUAAUCACUUCACUCUGACACCAAUAAAAAAUACGUUAUAUUUCGUUUUACAUAAACAUUAUUUAUACAACACAAAGCAUCAUUGAUGUAAAGAUUGUGUUUGCAUGCAUGCAUGCAUAUUAUGCAUAUUAACGCGUUUCUUUCUGAUACAUUGACUGUUGAUAUGAAGACCGAUAGACUGAUCUUUUGUGUGUGUGUGUGUGUGUGUGUGUGUGUGUGUGUGUGUGUGUGUGUGUGUGUGU
Molecule: messenger RNA, 2389 nt
Organism: Haliotis rufescens (red abalone)
Lineage: Eukaryota; Metazoa; Mollusca; Gastropoda; Lepetellida; Haliotidae
Product: fucolectin-1-like
Exons: 4
Coding region: 79-831 (250 amino acids)
Source: RefSeq, a predicted model, not a curated record